AUGUCGUACACAUUGGCUCUAUUCCUGGCUAUCAGCUGUCAAUUUUCAUCUGUGUACAUGCUCAUCUUGUCUGAUAAUCGCUAACAUGGUGAACAAUCGCAAUUCGUUCCGCUAUUCGGACUUUAAGUGCAACCUUUCAGAUGCGUGUAUUCGUUUUCCAGGCAUUGACGCCUAUGUGCGCAUUGGUGAGAAACUUGGUUGCGGCGCAUAUGGUGAUGUCUUCCGUGGCUACCGUAUGGAUGACUCAGCCGAUGUGAGUUCUGAUUUGUGCGACUCGAAGUCUCACAGUAAGCGGCGCAAUGUCAUCGGUAGUGCACGUUCUAAUGCAUCAUCAACCCCUUCUACUAGAACUUCUGAAGAUGUCACAGCUCCGGGUGGAGGCUGCAUGAGUUUAUGUUAUGAUGUUUCUGUUAACCAACAGCCUACGAUAACGGCUCAGGAACCCCCAGUGAACAACCUUCCAGUUUAUGCUGUAAAGUAUUUUAAGGAUGACAUUGUUCACAUUAUGGAAGAGGGUAUAAGUCCUGGUACUCUCCGUGAGUUGAGCAUUAUGAAGAGUUGCAAUGACCAUCCAAAUAUUGUUAAAUUGGUGGACGUUUAUGUUGGUCCUCACCCAGGUAUUGUAGACAUGCUAAAUCAGCAAUUGGGUGACGCUUUAAAGUCCAGUGGCACAGAAGUCGCUGGCCGGAAGGACUUACAAUUUUUCCCGUUUAAGAAGUCACAGAUAUUCAUGUUCGCUUUAUACGAGUAUUGUGAAGGUGGCGACUUGGGUCGUGCCAUUUGGCGCGCAUAUAGCAAGAAUCAGCCUGGCUACUCAUUAUCGGAGGUUAAGUGGUAUGCAUUCCAAUUACUCAAUGGCUUGGCGUAUCUUCACAUGUCUAAAAUUGAGCAUCGUGAUUUGAAGCCGAAUAAUAUCAUGUUAUCUGACAGUGAGCGUCUCACUGUACUGAAGAUAGGUGAUUGGGGUAUGGGUCGUGAAUUCCGAAAUCUGGACGGCACCGUAACUCCAACAGCAUGUACACUAUUUUAUCGGCCCAUAGAAGUUAUUUUGGGCCCUAUGAACAUCCCACCAGCAGAUCCUGAGGCUCAGUUGGGGUCCCGGCCAUUACACAGGCAUAACUAUGGGAUUAAUGCGGAUAUUUGGAGUGCCGCUUGCAUUAUCGCAGAAUUGGUCACGGGUUUUCCUUUAUUUCAUGGAAAUUCCGAUUUUCAAGUGCUAACGCGCAUAGUGACCACACUAGGUCGUCCUACAGAGGACGAGUGGCGUAACUGUUCGCGGUCUGAGCAUUAUCCAUUUAAUGGCAGCUUAUAUAAUGUUCACGUUGAGGACAAAAAGGAACGUUUGCGUUCAGUGUUACGCGGUAAGAUGGAUGACGUUGGCCUGGACCUUCUGCUGUCGUUGUUACAGUACAACCCACAUAAAAGACUAAGUGCCCUGGAAGCAUUGUCCCAUCCGUGGUUCCACGACGUGGACUACCGCCGACUGGAUUCCAUGGGAGUUCGCAAUUGCUUAACGAACGCUUUGAUGGGCCGUUUCGGUGCGAGUGCUAUACGCAACCUUGAGGAUCAAUCAAGGGGCAUUACGUCCACCACGUUACUGUCGCACAUGAUAUACAACGACUCUGACAUUAAAGGGCAUAUAAUGGAUGCUAUCGACCGCGACUACACACACGUGAACUCGUCUCUAAGACAGUGUUCAUUGCCAGUGGCCAUUCAAUACAACGCGCCAGAAAAGGCAACGGAAUAAUUAUAAACCAAUCCUUCCAAGGCGCAAAACAUAUGAUAGCAUUCCACUAUCUCGGAAGUUGCGCUAUUAGCAACAGUAACCGAGAAAACUGCGCGGAAGCAUAUUUCUAGAUCUAUGGACAGCUACGUAUUAUUGCCGCAACUAAUACCAAGCGAAAACAAUAUUGUCAACAUGGCUAGUUGUCUAUGCCAAAUUGAAUUCAAAUGUGUAAACAU
This is a messenger RNA of Babesia bovis T2Bo, 1962 nucleotides long. Its product is annotated as protein kinase domain containing protein. Gene Ontology annotation, molecular function: cyclin-dependent protein serine/threonine kinase activity; ATP binding. The transcript has 5 exons. Bases 86 to 1747 code for a protein of 553 amino acids. Lineage: Eukaryota; Apicomplexa; Aconoidasida; Piroplasmida; Babesiidae. Gene Ontology annotation, cellular component: cytoplasm; nucleus. Gene Ontology annotation, biological process: protein phosphorylation. The record is from RefSeq and is a predicted model, not a curated record.